Malania oleifera is the source of this 426-nucleotide messenger RNA. RefSeq lists its product as uncharacterized. The transcript has a single exon. The coding region runs from base 1 to 426 and encodes 141 amino acids. The record is from RefSeq and is a predicted model, not a curated record. Lineage: Eukaryota; Viridiplantae; Streptophyta; Magnoliopsida; Santalales; Ximeniaceae.
AUGGUUGUACUCAAUUGCACGGACAAGCAGAAGGUCCGUUAUGCUACAUUCAAGAUGACUGGAGAGGCAAAACGUUGGUGGCUUUCUGCAAAGCUGUUAGAAGACCAGAGGCUAGAAAAGAUAGCUCUUACCUGGGAGAGAUUCAAGGAGUUGUUCUUUGACAUGUAUUUUCCUUCGGCUGUCAGAGAGAAAAAGAUUAAGGAAUUUACCAAUCUGACCCAAGAGGAGAUGACCGUUGUGGAAUAUGCAGCAAAAUUUGUGGAGCUAUCACACUUCGCACCAUUUCUAAUUCUGAACGAGGCAAUGAAGGCCAAGAAAUUUGAGAAAGGCCUUAGGCACAGAAUAUACGAGCUGGUGGUGGGGUUUCAAGUUCAAACUUUCUUAGAAUUAGUUUAUGAGGCUUCGGUGCUAGAGAAGAGUAUCUAG